GUAGGAUCUACUGGAUGAGGAGAUCAGGACACCUUGUUUGGUGAUUCCCAGAUCCUGCAGCAGGACAAGUGCCCAGCCAGGAGGAUAGCGCCCAAAGCUGGCAGAUCGGGAGAGAAGAGUGGGGUGCAGGGGGGGAAGAGUUGGAGAUGCUGCUCUGGACUUUCCUGUUGCCUCUCGGGCUCCUCUGUGCAGCCUUGGCAAGUGCCUCACAGUGCGGGAUGGAGGAGCGUUCACAGCGGGCGCGGAGGACGGUGCGGAAGAGCCGCAGUCUGCGCAGCGUCCAGGAGGGCUCCUGCGCUACCAGCCUUGCCCGAGGCCGCCGGUCCCUCUCCAGCCUAGAGCACCUGAGACUCUAUCAUCAUCGUCAUCAUCAUCAUCAGCGAGAGGGGCAUGAAGGUGCUGCGGAGUUCCUGCCCCCCGGGAGAGCUCUCUAUUUCACCGGGCACGGGGACCAGCUGCGCCUCAAGGCGGAUAAUGAGCUGCCAGGGGACACUUUCACCUUACAAUUUUGGCUCAGAGCCGAGGGAGGGCAGAGGUCCCCAGCAGUUAUUGCAGGACUGUAUGACAAAUGUACUUAUACUUCUCAUGACCGUGGAUGGGUCCUUGGAAUUGAGGCUAUGAGUGACCAGGGUACAAGAGAUCCACGCUAUUUCUUCUCCUUAAAGACAGAUCGUGCUCGCAAAAAGACCACCAUCACUGCUCAUCGUAACUACCUCCCUAAUCAGUGGAUUCAUCUGUCUGUAACUUACAAUGGCCGCAUAUUGAAACUCUACAUCAAUGGGGCUCAAGUAGCAUCAAGUAGUGAACAAGUUGGCCCAGUCUUCAGCACUUUUGCCCGGAAAUGUAAAACUCUAAUGAUUGGAGGAAAUGCUCAAAAUCAGAAUUACAGAGGCUAUAUCGAACAAUUUAAGCUCUGGAAAAUAGCUCGAACCCAGAAAGAAAUAUUGCUGGAUAUGGGCCAGGCAUUUCAUGGACUGAGCACUUCUCUACCUCAACUUGUUCUUCAGGAUAGCUUUAAGAAUGUGAACACCAACUGGUUUCGUGUAGAUGGUAAAUAUGGUAAAAUGCCACAAACAUCUAACAUCUAUCUUCAUGUUUCAUCAUUGGACACAAAUUUAGAUCUUCCCCAGUGCGGGCAAACUCUUUGUGACAAUAUAGACGUAAUAUCUAGCUACAACAGAGUUGGAGGUUUUCGCAGACCUAGAGUUGUACGGUAUACAGUGAUCAAUGUUUUCGAUGACAACCAUGAAAACCCAACAGUAACCAAAGAACAAAUCGAGCUUCAGCAUAAAAAGCUUAAUGAGGCUUUCAACCCAUACAACAUCACGUGGGAACUAAAUGUAUUAGAAAGAAAUGACUCCUUUCUACGAUACCGACUCAUCCUUACUAACUGUGACAUUACAAAGAUCGGCAGCACUGAGUGUGAUCCAGAAUGCAAUCAUAAACUCACUGGAUAUGAUGGCGGUGAUUGUCGGGGACGCAGCUCUUGCCUAUAUUCCAGCAGGAAAGAAAACAGCGUUUGUGAUAUGGACUGCAACAUCGAGGAAUUGAAUUAUGAUGGCGGGGCUUGUUGUAAUCCAAAUGUUACUGAUGUCACAAAGACUUGCUUUGAUCCAAAGUCACCUAACAGGGCUUACUUAGAUUUGAAUGAGCUGAAGCAUAGACUCAAUGUGACUGGAUCAACUCAGCUCAACAUAUUCUUUGCAAACUCAUCAGAAGAGGAGCUGGCUGGGGUUGCCACAUGGCCAUGGGAUAAAGAAGUUCUUACUCAUCUUGGUGGCAUUGUUAUGAAUCCAAAAUUCUUUGGAGUUCCUGGCCACACACAUACCAUGAUCCAUGAAAUCGGACAUAGCUUGGGACUGUACCAUGUCUUCCGUGGUAUUUCAGAGAUUCUCUCUUGUAGUGACCCAUGUAUGGAAACAGAUCCUUCCUAUGAGACAGGAGAUCUCUGCCGUGAUACCAACCCAUCCCCAAAGCAUAAAACAUGUGGAGAUCCUGUCCCUGGACCAGGAAAUGACACUUGCGGCUUUCAAACAUUUCACAACACUCCUUAUAAUAACUACAUGAGCUACACAGAUGAUGACUGCACUGACUCCUUCACUCCCAAUCAAGUUGCCAGAAUGCACUGCUAUCUGGACUUGGUUUACCAAGGAUGGCAGCCAUCCUUCAAACCAUCGCCAGUAGCGAUUGCUCCACAGAUUGUACAGCACACCGUUACCUCAGUCACCCUGGAGUGGUUUCCACCCAUUGAUGGAUACAUCUUUGAAAGAGAUUUGGGAUCGGCGUGUCACUUGUGUGUGGAGAAAAGGAUCUUGGUUCAGUAUGGUUCAAAUGCAUCUUCUCCAGUGCCCUGUAGCCCAUCUGGUCAUUGGAGCCCUAGAGAAGCUGAAGGACGCCCUGAUGUGGAGCAGCCAUGUGAAACAAGUGUCCGGACAUGGAGCCCUGGAGCAAAUGACAACUCUGUCCCUCCUGUUUGUAAUGAGCCUCAUGGAUGUUAUCUGCAGCUGGAGUUUACAUACCCAGUGGUUCCACAGACUCUAACAAUUUGGGUGACAUUUGUAACUACAGACUUAUACACAUAUGGAGCAGAGGUGGAAGUCAAACUUCUCUAUGUCAAUGGAGAGAAUUCAUCACUAGGCAUUCAAAGUAUCUUUUGUGAUGUUCCUCUGACCAUCCAGUUAGACCACGUUAAAGUUGAGGUAUAUGCCAUUCAGAUCUACACCAAGGAUAACCAAAUGGAGAUUGAUGGUGCUAUGAUCACCUCGGUGCCUGACUGUCCAUUGUGUGCAGACUGCAAGCCAAUUCACUACAACGUUCUUCGAGACCCACCUUUUCCACCUGGUACGUCUACUUUGACCUCCAGCCUUCAGAGAAGGUACAUAGACAGAGAUCUGAAACAUGGACGUGUCUACAAAUACCAGAUUGUGACAGUCACUGCAAAUGGAGAGAGCGAGUCAUCUCCAAAACUGGAUUAUCAUCAUGGCAAUGGAUACUGCGGGGAUGGAAUAAUCCAAAAAGAUCUAGGUGAACAGUGUGAUGAUAUAAAUAAGAUAAAUGGCGAUGGCUGCUCUCUCUUCUGUCGUGAGGAGGCAUCUUUCCAUUGUUUGGAUGAACCCAGCAGAUGCUAUUUCCAUGAUGGUGAUGGAGUCUGCGAGGAUUUUGAAAAGAUGACAAGUAUUAAAGACUGUGGGGUAUACACUCCAAAUGGAUUUCAGGAUCAAUGGGCCUCAAACAUUACAGUGUCCCACCAUAAUGACCAAGAGUGCCCUGGAUGGGUAGUCAUUGGUCAGCCUGCAGCUACUCAGGUUUGCCAAACCAAAGUGAUGAAGCUAAAUCCUACAGUGUCCCAAUAUGCUUGGUAUCCAUGCAUAGUAAACUCAGAUGUAAUGAAUUUCUGGCUAAAGGCCCAUUUCUCUCAACAUGUGGUUGUUGCUGCAGUUGUAGUUCACCUGGUGACAGAUGGGACAUCUUACAGUUACCAGAAGCCAGAGACCAUCAGUGUUAAUCUGAUUGAUGUCAAGGAACAAAUGCAUGAUCUUGGUGUUCAUAUUCUUAGCUGCCGUAAAAAUCCUUUGGUGAUUCCUGUGAUGCAUGAUCUCAGUCUGCCUUUUUACCACAGUAAAGCUGUCCUCAUAAGCUUUUCUUCCAAUUUGGUGGCUAUCUCCGGGGUGGCUCUGCGGUCCUUUCAUGAUUUUGACCCAAUCAAAAUUAGCAGCUGCCAAAGUGGAGAAAUUUAUAGUGCGGCUGAGCAGAGCUGCAUUCAUUAUUCUUGUGAGGACACUGACUGUCAAGAAUUAAAGGUUGAAAAUGCUGCCCUGAACUGUACCGAUGGGCACUACAACGGAGCACAGUGUGAAGUGAACUGUCACACUGGUUAUAGGCUAAAAAUACACCGGAAUCACAGGCAUGAUGGAAUCCUAAAAACACAGAUUGAUUCUCGAAUUAUAGUAACAUGCAGAGAUGGAAAGUGGAGCAGGCAGGUCACCUGUGAACCAGUUGAUUGUGGCCCCCCUGACAAGAACCACAUCUAUUAUGCAUCAUUCUGUUGUCCAUAUGGCACCACUUAUGGAAAACAAUGCACUUUUCAGUGUUACCAUCCUGCUCGAAUGAGAGGUUCCAAAAAUUCGUUAACAUGCUUGGAGGACGGUCUCUGGUCAUUUCCAGAAGCCAUCUGUGAACUUAUGUGCAUGGCACCUCCACCUUUUCCGAAUGCUGAUCUGCAGACAGCCCGCUGCCUUUCUAAUGGUCACAAGGUGGGCUCUUCCUGCAAGUAUAAGUGUAAGGUGGGAUAUCAUGUACCUGAUGCAACAAAGAAGAUAAGGAAGAAGGCAUUUAAAAUUCAGUGCACUAAGGAUGGGGCCUGGCAGUUUGGACAAUGUGUCCCUGUAAUGUGCGAACCUCCUCAUAUUAAGUUCAUGGGGCUUUACCAGUGCACCAACGGAUUUCAGUAUAACAGCGAAUGUAGACUGCCAUGCAAUGACGGCAAUAACCAGUCGGACUUUGGACAUAAUAUUAUUCGCUGUCAAAAGGAUGGGACUUGGACUGGCAAUUUUCAACUAUGUGACUCAAUGAAAGGACCUUGUGAACCUCCCCACCUUUCUGCUAUUGACCCACUGGUUAUUGACUGCGCACAAGGAUUUGAAAUUGGAGCCGAAUGCAACGUUACUUGUUUGGAGGAUGCAAAGAAAGAAGUAGUCAUAAUGCCACCAAAUGUGACAGAAAGAAACCUACAGCACUGGAUGAAUCCUAAAAGAGUGCAGAAAAUUAUUUGUACAGGAAGGAGGCAAUGGUAUCCACUACCGGAAGGGCUUCACUGCAUCAAGAGGUGUGAUCCAUUUAUUGCAGACAAUUAUUGUGAUGGGGUAAAUAACUGGGCUUUUUGUGACUAUGAUGGGGGAGAUUGCUGUACCUCCACUGUUAAAACAAAAAGGGUAUUUCCAUUUCCUGCAGGCUGUGAUAUACAGGAGAAGUGUGCAUGCCUGGACCCCAAUGCAAUGGAAAACAUUCCGAAUACUCAAAGUCCAAAUCAUGGAUAGCAUUUUGUACAGUUCGCAUGACCACAACUGAUGGCAGACUGGAAAACACAUUGCAUUCCUUAUGUUAUUUUUAUGAUAGCUGCUGAACUGGAUUACGUUUCUCCAUAAGAAAACAUUGCAUACUGACCAGUCUGACAUUUUCUAGAUAAAUGAAGAGCUGCGAUUUAUGCAUUAUGAUCUGAACGCCAUAAGGAACAAACACAGAAAUAAUAGAAGUAUUAAGCUGUGGUAUGGCCAGAAGAAGACAAAAUACAAGCCAUAAACACAUUGAUUUUUCAGCCAGUUAGACUGAACAUUUCAGUCCUCCUUUUCCCAUGCAGAUGGUAGACUGUGAAGAUUUCAAGGUGAAAUAGGAGUGACAAAUGAAACUAGAACUUUAUGUUUAGGUUUGCAGUUGAUGCAAGCUUUAGUGUUUCCAUCAAACCUUGAGCUGUGCACUUUUCCUGUUGAAAGGUCUGUUAAGGAUGAGAUCUAACUGCCUUAUAACAGAGAUAAUUUAUCCCAAUGCCACCAAAACCUAACACUAGUUGUUUGAGCAUAACCGUUGCUGCUAUUCCUGCUGCUAUGUCCCAUACAGCCAUUCUCCUACUGUGUCAGGUCAAGUCGAAAUAACCAGUCUGCCUUAAAUCUUGUAUUUAGCAUGACAUUACACCCUCAGGCCUCGUCCUUACAAAAAUAUUACAGGGACCAAAAUCAGCUACUUUGAGAUGGGUUAAAGCCUCCAUGUAACGUUUAGCAGGAAGCUUCAACACCUAAGAUUGGUAGUUUUUUUUUUUUUGAGUCAGUACUGCAUUGCAUUCAAUGAGGUCUUCUGCUGCUCCGUAAUACACUUGGGUUUUAGAUGGUCUAUAAAAUUAAGUGGUUUUUAUCAGUAUUAUAUUUGGGUUGAGUCCAUGAAAACUUAGUCCCCUUGCAGAUGAGCCUGAGCAUAUUAGGUCCGGAUGCGUUGCGGAUGCGUUCAGUGAAAAAUGUGCGAUUUCACAAGCAAGUCCAUUCAGUUUUGUUU
Bufo gargarizans (Asiatic toad) is the source of this 6042-nucleotide messenger RNA. RefSeq names its product pappalysin 1 (gene PAPPA). The transcript has 22 exons. Gene Ontology annotation, molecular function: metallopeptidase activity. Lineage: Eukaryota; Metazoa; Chordata; Amphibia; Anura; Bufonidae. The coding region runs from base 147 to 5036 and encodes 1629 amino acids. The record is from RefSeq and is a predicted model, not a curated record.